AUGGGCUAUGAUAUUGUGCUGCAUCUCGACAGCGCGACACACUCCUAUGUGGAAGAAUUUUCGACGAGCGCUUUUUUGGGACAUAGAAUCGCAGACGACGGUCAACAUGUGCUCGUUAUCCCAAAGGCAGAUAACGCCAUGGACAGUACGACGAGCAAGAGUCUUGCCGUACUCGCUAAACGGGAGGGAUGGAUCGUCCAAACAGUCGAGCUUCCAUUGUUAUCAAUCAAAGAUCUCGACGAGGUAGUAGCAUGUGGCACAGCCGCAUGUGCUGUUCCGAUCGAGAGCAUCGAAAGACUGUCGACCGGUGAUCAGUUCACAUUUCCUGGUAAUCAUGAAACCUGGAAUCUCAUGAGGCUGGGCGAACACUAUGAAUACCAUACAGCGCGGCAAAGCAGAUGA
This is a messenger RNA of Parastagonospora nodorum SN15, 402 nucleotides long. RefSeq lists its product as hypothetical. Gene Ontology annotation, biological process: branched-chain amino acid metabolic process. Lineage: Eukaryota; Fungi; Ascomycota; Dothideomycetes; Pleosporales; Phaeosphaeriaceae. Bases 1 to 402 code for a protein of 133 amino acids. The transcript is spliced from 2 exons. Gene Ontology annotation, molecular function: branched-chain-amino-acid:2-oxoglutarate transaminase activity. The record is from RefSeq and is a predicted model, not a curated record.